CAGGCAGGGAGUUUGGGCUGCUGCGUCCAGCUGUAGAAACCACAGUGGCAGAGAAGACCUGCCUCCCCUCCCUGGAGUCCUGAGGUAGCAAGGGGAGUGGCCAGACAGAGGAGAUCUUUCUUGUAGCACCCUCUGGAGAGUUCCUGUUUUAUUUAUUAGCUGCCAUUUUCCCUCCUCUGCCCCAGGAAAAGUGCUGACUCCACACUGUGCAGCCAGCACCCGGAGGUGGGCAUCUGUCAAGCCCACUCUUUGUCCCUGUCCCACUUAACUUCAUUUAACCCCUGCAUUCUCCUGCGCUACAAGGUAAAGACCGAGAGUUCGUUACAGCAGGAGUAAUUUUUCAGAAUCACAGCAACUUUAUGAAAAAAAAAUGGUAUCCUUUGAUUGUGUAAUGGUAAUAAGCAUUAUUGACUUGGGUUGACUGUAGUAGCUACUGUCUUUUCAGCACUGAGCAGAGCGGUCUCAUUUAAUCCUUACAGCAAUCUGAGGUGGGAGUUAUGGGCUCUUUUUAUAAGAUGGGAACUCUGAGGCUUAGGAUGAUGAGGUUAUCCAUCCACGUUCACAAUGGUGGUCAGUGGCCAGCGAGAACCCCUAAUGCCCAUCUCUGAAGCCCAUGUGUGAGCAGCCAGAUUGCAGAGAGAGGCUACAGUGUCUCUUUACUCAUAAUUAUCUGUGGUCUAGGUUGCCAGAAAACACGUGUGAUCAAAGUUCUCUUCUAGAGCUGCUAAUUCUGGCGCAGUUCACGUUCAGGCCAGGACCCUGGUUGCACUUGGGAAGAAACACAUCAGUACAUGGUGAAGACGAGAGUGUAUUCCCUGCAAGAGUGGAACAUAGGAACCUGAAACAAGAAGUACAGUCACUUUCCAGGCACCCGAUGUUUAACUCUGCUUGUGGAGGACAGAAUGCUUUCCAGACCAGCCUCAGAAAAGAAGCUGUUAGUUGCAUUGCAGGCCGCAAUGAGCCCCUGAAGAAGGAGCGGCUCAAGUGGAAGAGUGACUACCCCAUGACCGACGGGCAGCUGCGGAGCAAGCGAGACGAGUUCUGGGACACGGCGCCCGCCUUCGAGGGCCGCAAGGAGAUCUGGGAUGCCCUCAAGGCCGCCGCCUACGCUGCCGAGGCCAACGACCACGAGCUGGCCCAGGCCAUCCUGGAUGGAGCCAGCAUCACCCUGCCUCAUGGCACCCUCUGUGAAUGCUACGACGAGCUGGGCAAUCGCUACCAGCUGCCCAUCUACUGCCUGUCGCCGCCCGUGAACCUGCUGCUGGAGCACACCGAGGAGGAGAACCUGGAGCCCCCCGAGCCCACCCCCAGCGUGCGCCAUGAGUUCCCGCUGAAGGUGCGCCUGUCCACGGGCAAGGACGUGAGGCUCAGCGCCAGCCUGCCUGACACGGUAGGGCAGCUCAAGAGGCAGCUGCACGCCCAAGAGGGCAUCGAGCCGUCCUGGCAGCGAUGGUUCUUCUCCGGGAAGCUGCUCACAGACCGCACACGGCUCCAGGAGACCAAGAUCCAGAAAGAUUUUGUCAUCCAGGUCAUCAUCAACCAGCCCCCGCCACCCCAGGACUGAUGGGCCCACGGACCGCAGGGAAGAGAGGCCCCUGUGGGGCUGAACGGCCCCCUCUGGAGCACUAGGCCCCGCCCUGCUGCUGCCUUCGAGUGCUGUUAGUCCUCCAGCCUGGCGUGUGGCUGCUGGCUGAGCCGUGAAGGGACCAUGCUUCCCAGGGCACCCAGGGAGCAGGCUGCCACACACAGGCCUUGCAGCCUUGUCGGAGAGGAGGUGAACGAGGGCCUCUACCCUGUCUCUCUCCCGCAGCAGGUUCCAGCCACGAGGGCCAGCCAGGAGGCCCCUGGAGCCCAGAUCUGUCAUCUGGUGCUGCCGGCUGUGCUCACUCCGGUUUUCUGCUCAGGGUCUGAAGCAGCUGCUGUCUCCCUCCUCUGUCCCUACCCCUGGCUCUGCUCUGGGCACAGUGCCAGUCCCCUACAGGGGGAGGGAACCACCAGUGAGCCCCAGGGCUCCGGGAGCCUGAGGCGGGCCUUUGCCUCCCUGCCCCCAGCACAAUCGGCAGAGACGAGGCGGUGGGGGCGCUGGGCUGUUGAGGCAGGGGUCUGCACAGGGCCUUCUCCUGGCUAUAACCCAGGCGGCAGAGUCUGCAGCCUGGUUAUGGCCCCACAGCAGGUCCCUGUGUACAGACAUAUCUGCAUAUUUAUCAAUAAAGCCUUUUGCUCCUUCUC
Microcebus murinus (gray mouse lemur) is the source of this 2229-nucleotide messenger RNA. The record is from RefSeq and is a predicted model, not a curated record. Lineage: Eukaryota; Metazoa; Chordata; Mammalia; Primates; Cheirogaleidae.